Messenger RNA from Dermacentor andersoni, 5891 nucleotides. It is a transcript of the gene ovo, whose product is annotated as transcriptional regulator ovo. Gene Ontology annotation, biological process: regulation of transcription by RNA polymerase II; epidermal cell differentiation. Gene Ontology annotation, cellular component: nucleus. Gene Ontology annotation, molecular function: DNA-binding transcription factor activity, RNA polymerase II-specific; RNA polymerase II cis-regulatory region sequence-specific DNA binding. NCBI's taxonomy places the organism in Eukaryota, Metazoa, Arthropoda, Arachnida, Ixodida, Ixodidae. The record is from RefSeq and is a predicted model, not a curated record.
ACGCAUACAACAUAUAGAACAGCAUGUCGAAAACUGUCAUCAUCACUGGCUCAUACCCCUGUGAGCAAUGGCUUAUACCCCCGUAAGCAAGCAAAAUAUGCAGACUCAUAGUCCCGUAAGGUUCAUGGCUACUCACUUUGCGUGAAUUAGCUGCGAUGACACUACCCCUGCUGUCGGUGAUUUCAAUGUGGAUGUGUCGGUACCGAAAAGGGAGCAGUUUACGCGUUCCGUGUUGCAGACAUAUCCCUUGCGUUGCCACACCGAUGCGGCCCAACCGACCACCCAGCGACGUACGUGCACCGAUUUGACAUUAUCAAAGAAAGUGAUUGCUGUUGCGAGUAAAAUAAUGACCAACGACAAUAAAUGAGUGUGUGCGCCUUUCGUCAAGAUGACCACCCAUCAAGACAAUAAACGAGUUCGUACCUUUGUUAAAAGUUAUGUGUCACCUCCGUGUCAUGUGCUAAGCAGCUUUGCAGGUCAACCACCUUCACAGAUUGGAAUGACAUCUUUUUUUUUUUUUUUUUCUCCAGCGCCUUCAACAAAAAUUGGCGCGAUCCCUUUUCAUUAUUUUUUAAUUAUUUAAAUAUAGGCGAUAUAGACAAUUAACUUCACGGGAAGGAAGACAUUCCGUUAUGUUUCCAUUGCGUACCUUGCCCUCCCCCCCCCCCCCCCCUUUUUGUGGGUACGUGCCACACAGUGAAGGCAACAACCUUCUUGGUUUUGACGCUCGAGUCAGCCAUCCCUAGCUGGCGUCGUCAAACUUGCGCAGCACAGGAAUAAGAGAAAAAUGAAGCGGACAUCCUGACAUUGUUCACGCUCCAUCUCACGAAACUGUAUGUAAACAGAGUCGAGUGAGUCGGCAGGUCAACGCACGAACGCUGGGCACGGUUGCUGCUGCCAAGUGCUUCUUUACGCUGGAGUCUGACGCGCCGCCGCGUCUGCCGAUGUCAAGUGAAACGGCAGCUUGCCAGUGCGCACCGUAGCACGCACUCUGCCAAGUCUCGGCGUAUGCCAGCGCUCGGUCUAGGAGCGGCUUUAUUAGCGGCCAGAGAUUAGCCGGCGUAGUAGACGAAAAAGAAGACAUCGACUGCCAGGCCUUAUUGCCAAGGUAAGGAAGGGGAUGCGUAAUUGGGGCUGCGUCCGGCAUGGUUCGCACCAGGGAGGAAGGAAAAUGAUAGGAGGGAGCAUAUCGCAACGCGAUUGAAGCCAAUCUGGUGGCCCAACACGUGAUCGCAUGUGUUCGAGGUUGGUUUUAGUGUUCCCGCUCUGCACGCAGAGUCAUGGCAGGGCAGCUGAAUAAGCGCACACCGAAUCAAAACUACUAGCAUAGCUACUGGGAACCAGAUGUCUCAGCAAAUCUCCAUUCUUCCUCUGUGAUCCCGACGCAAGAGGUCUCGUGCUGGGCCAUCACUGUGGCUUCACAGAGCGGUCGCUUGCCAAGGCUGGCUGCGUGACGUAAUACUCCCUCCUAUAUUUUUCCUUCCUCUUAAGGUUCGCGCCACGUCGUGGUUCGCACAUACACCAGCAGUUAUUUGCGCGGGGGAACGCGGCCUCGUGUUUGCGUCACGUCGGUUCAGAACGACGCACUAUUGGGCACUGCUUGGAGAAGAUAGCAGAGGUGAACAGCAUUUGAGCGAUGGACGUUGUUUCCCUGGAAGGCGAGCUUCGCGCCUCUGCGGCACUCGUCAACGUGACCACCUCCGCGUUUCCGUCCGACGUGCGUCACCAACGGUGAUGAGCACCGCCCGACUUUGACAAAUCUUAAGAUGCCCCAGAUACCAGUGAACGCGGAGAAUUAGUAAUGCGGGUGGAAGGGAACGCAUCGUCCGUCUGCGAAGACCGCUUAAAAGAACGACGCCUUCAGUGGCAGUUGCAGUAGAAAGACGCCCGAGUCCGUGAGAAGUUGGUCGUCUGGAUUCCGUUGGCACAUAGGCCAGUCUGGAGGACCUCCGAAAGAAUCUCCCCCAUCUUUCGUUCAGCCCGGAAAGAAGGGAAACGUGUCACUGACCGACUAGUGACAAGCUACACAAAAAGAGCACAUGCGCCAAGUUUGCCCCCACCCCUUUCUCUCUCUCUCCCUUUCCUCCUCGAUUUUUCUGUUGUGUCGGUAUGAACAGCCAUUAGGAAGCGAAGAAGGGUCUUCUGCGCCAGUCGUCCACCCCUUCGCCCUUUCUCUCCGCUGCUGAGCAUUUUUCUCUCCCUCCAACGGCGGUGCCGGAAAAAAAAAAGUUGCCCUCGGCGGCGGGGCAAGUGGGCAAGUGCCUACAGACACCUCCUCACCCGCUCGCUCACCCUCGCCACCCGGGCCGUGACGUAGCUGCCGCUUUCGCUUACCUUGCUAGCCGACUCCAGUAGCCCACAUUCGCAGAGAGUGGUUGGACGUUGUAGGUUCCGGCCGUGUGUCCGUUUGCCCCCUCCGUGCGCACUUGGCGUAGUCUGGCCGCGGAACUACAUAGAGCAGCGCCGUACUAGUGUGUUCCGUUGCUGCACUUCGCGCUGGGAUUUUACGCACGCUCUGCGCUUUUCUACCACAAACCUGGAUUACUAACCAACAGCGGCGUUCAGCAUGCCCAAAGUAUUCUUGGUGCGAAAGCCUCGGAGCCACCGGCGGCGCGCAUUGUCGACUUCAUCUACGGUGACACCCCCGCCGAGCCCACAGGAACCGACGCAGUCACGGACCACCUCGACAUGUCCGCCGUACCAAGGGAACCUCGUCAUCGAUUUGGGAUCGCCAGCCUCCAGCUGCGGGCAGCGGAGCAGUCCUCCUAUGAGUCACCGCAGCAGUCCGCCCGUGUCUCCGCCGACGCCCCCAUCGUCGAGCGAAGGCGACAAGGGCUGCCAGCAGAGCAGUGAUGAACCGUACCUGUCUUCGGAGGACUCCUCCUCGGAGGUGUCCUCCACGUCCAUCGCGUACGCAAACUUCCUGAGUAGAAUGGCCAUCCCGCGAGCCCAUGCUACGUCGCACUCCGUACCGCUGCAGCAGGACCCGCGGCCCAUGGCCCCGUGCCCUUUGCGUGUUCCUGUGAUCCAGUCGCCCAUCUCCCGCUACCCGUCUGCUCGGCCGCUGAUCGCGCCUACGUCCAUGGACAUGCCACUGGACGCCCGCAUCAAUGUGCCUGCCGCCUCGCCCGAGGCGCACCCUCACUACCUGCCGCCCGCGUCUCCCGUGGAGCUGACGCGGCGCCCCAUGGAAGUCAUGUCUGCAGCCGUUUCUGAGAAGGCAGUGUCCGAUGACGAAGCUUCCCCCAGGCCUGCCGCUCAGCUGACGGCCAGGCUAGGCCUUCUGCAACAGCGGCUAGGCCUGAACGGGGACUUGCCCCUCGAGUUCGUCAAUGGCGGCCACGGCAUCAAAAACCCGCUCAUCAACAAGACCGGCCGACGGAACAGCGGCCAGCAACCAUCAUCGGCAGUCGAGUCGCACGACUCGAGCAGCAACCAGAGCUCUGGGUCAGUGGAGCCUCUCAGUCCUCCUCAGAGGCCGCUGCAGCCGCCUGUGCCGCCACCACCGCAGCCGCAGCAGCGGCCGGUGCAGCAGCAUCAGCAGCCAGCAGCGAGGCCUCAGAUCAGCAAGUUUUCAUGCGGAGAGUGUGGCAAGACUUUCGGCCUGCAGCGGCUUCUUAAUCGCCACAUGAAGUGCCACAGCGACUUCAAGCGCUAUCUGUGCACCUUCUGCGGCAAGGGAUUCAACGACACCUUCGACCUCAAGCGCCACACAAGAACGCACACCGGUGUCCGCCCGUACAAGUGCGGCAUGUGUGACAAAUCGUUCACACAGCGCUGCUCGCUCGAGUCGCACACGCUCAAGGUGCACGGCAUCCAGCACCAGUACGCCUACAAGGAGCGCCGGGCCAAAGUCUACGUCUGCGAAGAGUGCGGCCACACGACGAACGAGCCCGAAGUGCACUUCCUGCACCUCAGGGAUCGCCACCCUCUGAGUCCGGCGCUGCACAAGUUCUACGACAAGAGGCACUUCAAGUUCUCCGACGGCACUUUCCCCAUGAACAUACUGCGCGUGCCUCUUGCCUAAACUGCCUUUCUCGGGCGCUGAACGCGUUCAACGCCCCUUGCAAGGCGUCAGCCACAUGGAGCGCAUUUGGCGAUAGCGGAGCACCUUCUGGUGCGCAUUUGAAAGGGACACUGAAGGGUAACCUUCGCAAGUCUGUUUAUGCCGCUAAAUGGAUCCCCCAAAGCUAUUUUAAUUAAUUUCCCAUGACAUUCUCGAAUAUUUCAUUUUUAUUGCUAAAAGAAAGCUGACUUGCUUCAGCCAGGGCUUAUUUCUUUAAAAUUUUAGUAAUGCAACGAAAGUAUAAACAUAACAAGAACAUCAAAGCCAAGUAGUUAAACAGGUACUGAUAGCCUAGUUGCUAAUCCAUUGUUUGGUUAUGCAGCACACGUGAAAAAAAAAAUAAUAACCACGUUCAGAGAAACAUGAAUCCUCGUACUUAUGUUUGUGCGAGCGUGUGUUUUCAAGUGCACUGCUUACCAAAUCAUAUCUAAACAAGAAUUAACCAGAAAAAAAACUAGGCAUAAAACUGAUGCAUAAAAGCCCCGGAGCAACACGUGCAUUCAAAACGCAAGCGUUUCCGGCCGCGGCGGCCGCAUUUUGCUGAGGCCGGAACGCAAACACCCUCGCGCAGUUACGUUCAGGUCCCCAAAUAAGGAGUCUCACGUCCAGCAUGUUCCCUAAAGAAGUGACACCUCAGAAUUUUGAAAGCUUCUUUUUAAAGGGACGCUAGAGGGCAACAGCAAAUUAGAUUAUUCCUUCAAAAGUAUUUGCGUUCAUCCGACAGGAAGAAUAUGUGCCGAACUUCCCUUUUUUUUUUUAAUCUUUAUUCCACGCCGUCACCUCGGCGCCUGCACGACAGUGUGACGCCACAGGUUUUCGCAUUAUCUUAUCUGGGCAUUUAGCCGCAACAAGAUUUCUCAAAGAUGUCUGUUACCGCAGACCUUUCUAGAACUCGAUGCAAUGUUCGUUUACCAAGAUGAGACGCUAUCGAAGCCCAUGAAGUCGGAGCGAGCUUGCGCACGAGCUUCCGUGAUGCUGUAGCCACCCUGUUUUCUGACUUUGCAAGCCAGCUUAUCUCUUAAUUUACCUGUGCGUAAGCUAAAGUUGCUUAUGUGCACGCUUCGGCACGAACGCGGCUAAUGCGUCGCGCAAACGGGACGCGCUGAUACGUUGCAUGUGGCUGUCGCUUAGGGCUACCUAUGACUGUGAUAUCUGCACCUCACUUUUGUAAAUACAAGCCUUUCGGGGCCUCGUCAUUAAUUUAUGUUCCACCACUCAUUCCCUCGCAAUGUCUUUCCGUCAUUUUUUUCUUCGCAUCAAGUCGAUCCCUUAUUGCCAUGUGAUCCGUGCCCUUCGUCUUUGGCGCACGUUUUCUUGUCCAGAAGACAUGCCUCAGACGUUGAGGUGCAGUACAAACUUGUUUCUGUGGACGUCUUUUUGUUCGUUGUAAAUAAGCUGUUCAUCUUCAGUCACUAGCCUCCCAUUUGUUCUCGUAAGCACAAAGUUCUGUGCCGAGUGCCCUUCCUGUUCAAUCAGCUGGGGGCCAUAUUUUGCGGGGAUUAAUUCCGAGAAUAUGUCUGAGCCUGUGUGCGCACUGACAAGUCAAUUUAUCGUCCGAAGAACAGAAAAUGAGAAGAAUCACUAUAAAAUACUGCUCUAGAGUGCCCGACCGCCUCGAUGUUUUUAAAAAGUAAAAGCCGUUUGGAGCCCCAAGGAAAGCAAUAACCAGAAUUCAGUGUUCUUGGAUUCAAUUUUUACGUCCGACAACCACUCCAACCAAAUUCUUAUCUUGUUCAUGUUAUUCAUAAAACGGCAAUAGUCAUACAUAGUCUUCCCAUGGUCGUAGACGUACAUUGUUCAUGUUCAAUAAACUGUCAUAAACUGA